Molecule: messenger RNA, 834 nt
Organism: Babesia sp. Xinjiang
Lineage: Eukaryota; Apicomplexa; Aconoidasida; Piroplasmida; Babesiidae
Exons: 1
Coding region: 1-834 (277 amino acids)
Molecular function (GO): metal ion binding
Source: RefSeq, a predicted model, not a curated record
AUGAAAGCCGCACAAAGCUGCGACAUUUGCGGAGAGGCGUUCAGUCUCAUCAGUAGGAGGCGGGUAUGCAAACGCUGCAAGCGAAGCUGCUGCAACAAUUGCAUUGAUGAUACAUACGUCCAUCCUACUGGAAACAGCGCAAGAGUUGGAGAUGCCGAACCAACGGAGACAUGUACGGAUUGCAUACUUGCAGAGGCAACAAACUACUCCAUAUCGGUGCAAGAGGAAUUGGACGUCACUGAAGAAAUAAACCGUGGACUGAAAAACGAACUUAAACGGCAAUUGCAUGCAAUGGAGAAGUUUCGAGGAUUUCUCGUUGAGUUUUGCGAGGCCUUCUCACCUGAAUCGGCGCUCUUCACAGAAAACACAAGCGGCAAGGGGGAACAAGGCACAGCAACUAAAGUGGAUUCCACACAACCUAUCGCAAAUCUUAUUGACCUAGGUGCUGAAAGUCUGCAGAAUCUAUAUGCACGCAUAAAAUUGAUGAGAUCCGAACUCGAAGCCACACGCACCGGGAAUGAGCACCUCAGGAAAACGCUAGACCAAGCACGAGAACAACUAGACGCAGUUGCACGUGAAAGAGAUUGUAUGAAAACGUCUCUAAAUCGUGUUAACGAGGCCGUAUUACGAUUGGAAGCAGAAAAGCAACACAUCGCCGACCUGAGGCGUGAUUACGAUGCCCUAAGGGUACGGUGUGCCAAGAUGGAGGAACAGCAGAGCCAGUUGUCAGCACGAAGCAAUGCCACAUCUCUGCCGCGAUAUGACGAGUCAUACGAAUGGAGACCGCGAUAUUCAGCAUUAUUUUCCCUUUGUUGUCCACGCAUAACAUUUUGA